AGCCAUUUUUUGGCUCGAGUGAUCGUUUCACGCUCUUGUCUGGCAUACACGUUCCACCUGCUGCCAUGGGAAAGGCGCAGAGGCGUCUGACAGCGAAGGCGGCCACAGCGGCGGGACAUUACCUCGCCGCGGACAGGACGACGCCAGAGCUGAAGUACCGCUUCGAGACAGGGCUCGCGGCGACAGAGCCAGUUCGUGACGCCAUGUCCAAGGCCACGUCCACGUCGACCACGCCCUGCGGCUCCACCCCGAGGGAGUACAACGACAGCGCGAGCGACAGCGACGCUCACCCGCCAAUGCCAGGCCUCCUUGACGUGGUCGUGCACUUUGCUCCCGCCCGCGGCUGCCACCGUGGUGCGCCGGGCGUGCACGGUGGCGCUGCGCUCGCGAGCGCCUCCCCUCUGCGAGGGCCCCCCCCGGGCCCGGCGGCAGCCGCUGCCCGCUGUGCGCCGCCUGGCACGUGGCACACCGGGGCCCGUCCGAGCCCAGAGCCCCUGGCGGCACCGCCGCCCGCCCGCCGCGAGUCCUCGGGGCUGCCGCCCAGCGCCCAGGGGCACGACGCCGCGCGCGACAGCUGCUGGGCGGCGGCGCGCGCGCCGCGGGCCCCGCCGGGCUCGUGGGAGGGCAAGGCCGGGCGGGCCUCUGCCCCGCUGGGCCUCGAGGGCCCGGGGGCGCUCCCCGGCUCGUGGCGGUGCGGGCCCUCGCAGAGCCCCGCCAUCGCCGCCAUCGGGCCCCCGCCCGGCCUCGAGGCCCGUGGCCCGGUGCCCCGCUGCUCCGAGGUGGGCGCCGCCGGCGCCGGCCUCCCCGCAGUGCCGCCCGGCUCAUGGGCAGUGCGCCCAGCCAGGCCAGGGUGCCAGCCGCCCGCCAGCGAGCCCCCGCCUGGCCUCGCUGGGGCGCCGCGUCACGCGGUCUGCAUCUGGCAGCUCUGAGAUGCCGUGACCGACUAGGCGUAAGAGUGACCUUUCGCCAGAGUGACCUUUGGUGCGGGCCCAGUGGGGUCCCCCGAUCGCCUGGUGUGAUGCGAUAGUUGCGUCUUGCGCGCUUGGGUUUGGCCCGCGCCUGCAGAUCCCCGGAAGCCGCGCACCACAGGUCUCUCUUGCCUAGGGUCACUCUUGCGUGUAACUAGACGAUAUGAGACCGCCUUGCGGGAGGGAGCCUUACUCGGUGGUGCUCAGGACGCGUGUUGUUUGGCUCUGUGCGUGUCUACCCCGUGCAGCUCCACCGACGAUGCGUAGCCUGUUUCGGCUCCCAUUACAUUGCCUGCGUCGCAUUGAAGGACCUCGAUAGACAAACACACGUUGACACUGACAACAGAUGUUCGGAGGAUGAUUGACACACCGAGGGCUGGUAUUCUGAUGAGCUGGAGCAGUUCUAUGAGGACGCUCAGGACGCCAUCCAACGCAGAGAGGAAGUACUCAGACUGAGAAGUGUGAGGGGAUGUGCUAAUGUCGAUGCUGUACCCAGAUAAGUGCAGCCUCAGACAGGAAACACUCCUCUCUUGUUUUAAGCUUCCGCACAGUCCUUUGCGACGUCAGUGUUGCACCGUGGUCUGGGCGCGCUUCUUUUUUCACGGCCAAUGCUCUAGCAUGGGCUUUGUCGCUCUCCCUCUCCCUCUCUCUCUCUCUUUCGCUAUCUCUGUCUGUCUGUCUGUCCGUCUGUCUGUCCGGCGCGGUGGCGGAUAUCCUUCUCGUGUUAAGCUUCAGCGCCGUCCUCUGCGACGUCUGUGCUGCAUUGUGGGCUUUGCCCUUUUCCCUUUUUCGUGGCCAGUGCUUAGCCUUGUCAUUUGUUUUUUCCAACCUUUGGAGUCCAGAUCUCGCCAGCGGCACGCUUGAAUUGCGCAUUUUAGGCAGAUUUGGUCACCCAUCACCCUUCAAGGCUCUGGGCCGCUCGCUUCCUCGUCGCCGCCUCUUCACCUCAUCCUCUUAGCAGCGGUGUCGGGCAGACCUCUUCCCUCCCUCCUUCCCGUUCUCCUGCUUCUUUCGUUCCACCUCACUCCCUCUCUUUUCUCUUAUCCCCAUUUCCUUGUCAGGCUUGUGCCUGCUUGCGACUUGCAAAUCCCUCGCGUGAGCAGAAUCUAUGACAUCUGGUCAGGGCUGGCCGACGCGUCUAGGGCGUCCAAUGGUGUCCUCUAUGAGAAGGACUUUUUGGCCUAAACGGUUGUCUUGCCGUUUGUGCAGCCACUGAGCCAGAUUUUGUGCCUGGCGCGCACAUAGCAUGGAAAGAUGGGAUCUCAAGACCUCUCCUAGGGCAGCGCCAGCUACAUAGCUACAAACUCGCCGUGGUGAUUGCGUCACGCGUCAGAGUA
This is a messenger RNA of Prorocentrum cordatum, 2305 nucleotides long. The record is from the annotation of a GenBank genome assembly. NCBI's taxonomy places the organism in Eukaryota, Dinophyceae, Prorocentrales, Prorocentraceae.